Messenger RNA from Erinaceus europaeus (western European hedgehog), 3526 nucleotides. Its product is annotated as E3 ubiquitin-protein ligase listerin-like. Gene Ontology annotation, molecular function: ribosomal large subunit binding; ubiquitin protein ligase activity; zinc ion binding. The record is from RefSeq and is a predicted model, not a curated record. The coding region runs from base 619 to 1014 and encodes 131 amino acids. Gene Ontology annotation, biological process: ribosome-associated ubiquitin-dependent protein catabolic process; rescue of stalled cytosolic ribosome. Lineage: Eukaryota; Metazoa; Chordata; Mammalia; Eulipotyphla; Erinaceidae. The transcript is spliced from 3 exons. Gene Ontology annotation, cellular component: RQC complex; cytosol.
CUCAUUCUUAGUUUAUGUACUGGCUUCUUAUUUUGUUUCCAUUGCUCGUAUGAAUGUUUGUUUAUGGUUUUUUUAAUAAAGCUUUUGUUAAAGCUGAAAAAAAAAGGUGAUCAUUUGUGUUUAAUGUUGAGAUUGCAGUGCAAGUAGGAAAUACGCAUCAGGUACAUAUACUCUGGAAGUUGACGGUUGGGGGUAAGUCACCAGAGAAUCCUGUGUUAGUCUUGAAAGAUAUCCAAAUAGAAAUGAUAUUUGAUACUUUGGACGUAGAAGAGGGGGAAUAAGUUACUGAUUCUGGUCGUUCAAAUUCAAUUUAACUCUUACGUGACAAGUCUACUAUAAUAAAUGAUGCAUUUAAAUUUUUAAUAGGCAAUUUUUUUUAACACAAUCUUUGAGCAUCCUAAAACUACUAUUUAAGAUAUCCCAGGUAUUUUAACCUGCUUAUCAUUAAAGUAUCUCAUGUCAGGAAGCUAAUUCUUUCACCCACUUUUUCCCCUGAAAGACUUAGACUCCUAAUUAUAGCCUAUCAGAUGUCUUGAAUGAAGGAAAAUUUGGUGGGGGGAAAAAAAUUCUGCCUUUCCUGUGUUACAGGUUAAAGCUCGAGCUACUACCCGAGAGGUAAUGGCUACUUACACUAUUGAGGAUAUAGUUAUCGAGCUUAUCAUCCAACUGCCUUCAAAUUAUCCACUGGGCUCAAUAACGGUGGAGAGCGGGAAGAGGGUCGGGGUGGCUGUGCAGCAGUGGCGGAACUGGAUGCUGCAGCUGAGCACGUACCUCACUCAUCAGAAUGGAAGUAUUAUGGAAGGAUUGGCAUUAUGGAAAAAUAAUGUAGACAAACGUUUUGAGGGUGUUGAAGACUGCAUGAUCUGUUUCUCAGUCAUUCAUGGUUUCAACUACUCUCUUCCCAAAAAAGCCUGUAGAACAUGCAAGAAAAAGUUCCAUUCUGCCUGCUUGUACAAAUGGUUUACAUCCAGUAACAAAUCUACUUGUCCACUCUGUCGCGAGACCUUCUUCUGACAUUCUUUUCUUCCACUGGAAAAGAUCUUCGAAGUAAAUCAAGCAAAAAAGCAAUGGCUUUGGAUCAUCGUAAAGUGUUGAUGUGAGGAGGCCAGUGAACAUUACUUUUAAAAUAGGGCUUUCUUGGAAAAUUAUUUUGGUUAAUGUAAUGAUCCUAAAAUCAGGUUUACUUAUCUUUUAGAUUGCUUUGUAAAUGUUUGGGAACCUUUUCUUUUACAUAAGAAUAUUACAUAUUUGAGAUGAAAAUAUUUAUAUUAAUAGUUUAAUCUCUUUGUAUAACUAAAAAUAAAUAUAGAAAUGCUAAAUUAUAGAAUUGGAGUUUGUGAAAGCAGUGUUCAAUUUUAUUACACUGAGAAAUCCAUUCAAUUUUGUGAUCUGUGUUUUAGAAGAAGCCAAAAUGAGGCAAAUGAAUUGAGAGCUAGUUAACAUCAACAGAUAUUUUAAGACUCAUUAGUUAUGACACCAAAUAUAUUAGUAUUCUGCUAUUUGUAGAUUAUUUUAAUGGUAAGACAACACUAAGCUAUAUUAGUUUAGCUUAUCUUAAGCUGUUUGAAGCAUGCUGUGAACUCCGAUGAUAAGAAUAUAAGCUGAACUUGAUGGUGCCUCCACUUAUCAGGGGCUAUGAAAUUCAGAAAACUAAGUUUCCAGCACUGACCUUUAGCUGUGGGAGAAUUUCCCUGUGUUGAUGGAAUUUGAGUUGUAACCUUGACAGUGAAUUUAUUACUCAGUUUCAGUGAGUCUCCAAGGGAUAUGAGAAAUUAAUUAUUUAAUUCAUUAAGCAGAGGGCUAGUUAUUUCUCUGUUGAGAGGUAGAAAUAUAAUUGUCUCUGAAAUUUAUGAUUACUAAAAAGAAACAAAUUUAAUUGUCGAAGACUUUCAGCUUUGUACGCAAACUCUGCUAUUCUUACUGAACAGAGUUACACUAAAUUAGAGAUGUAGAACUCUUUUUUCCCCCCACCUUUCACAAGUUAAAAGAAUUUUAGUAUUAAGUAAAAUUCAGUAUAACAAGCUGAAAUGGAUUAGGUCAAAACCUGCUUUUGCCACUAUUGCCCUUAAAAAUUGUAUCCAAACUGUAGUAUAGAAAUUUGGAACUUGGAAUAGUUUAUAGUCUUUUAAUACAUGGAUAUUAACAUAUCUGUUGGCAAGACUACUUGAGAGAUCAAGUAGUUAUCUGUGUUGCAAAUGUUUAAUGAACUGGCAAAAAGUACCUCCUUAAAUAAAAUUCAUGCUUACCCUCAGUUGGGUAAAAAUGGUUAUAAUUGGGGGUCAGGUGGUAGUGCACAUGUGGUGCAAAGCGCAAGGACCGGUGUAAGGAACCUGGUUCGAGUCCCCCCCCCUCCCCUCCUCUCUCCAUUUCUAUCCUAUCCAAAAACAAAAUGACAUCAACAAUAAUAAUAACCACAACGAGGCUACAACAAGGGCAACAAAAGGGGGAAAAAUGGCCUCCAGGAGCAGUAGAUUCAUGGUGCAGACACUGAGCCCCAGCAAUAACCCAGGAGGCAAAAAAAAAAAAGGUUAUAAUUGGAAUAGUAUCAAUGUGGUCAGAGUAUUGUAGUCGAGUGGAAUAUUCUGUGGGUUCCAGAUCUCCUGAGUUGUGUUUGUAAAUGCAGUGUCCUACUCAGUUUUGCCUGUCUCCUAAUUUAUUAUUAUUAUUAUUAUUUUUUGCUGAAAUAUUAUCUUCUAGCCUUGAGGCUCAAAAAGUGAAAUACAGAUAGCAAAAAUCCUACUACCUCUUCUUAAGUCCUUUCUUAAGAUUUUCUCUAUGUCUCUGUCUCAGACAGAGUAAUCCCAAAGGAUAGUGUCAAUCCUCUGUGAAAGGUACUUUUCCUUUAAAAGUGGUUUUAUAAUAAGACUUUGUUUAUAACCUUUCCAGUAUUGGCACUACUUGGCUUCUGACUCAAACCCCAAGUAGAAAAGGAAAGGGAAUAAUGGAGUGUUGUUUCUCCAUGUUAGUAUCAGGACAUCAGGUUUUUUGGUGAAACACUAGAAUAAGUGAGAUACCUACCUAUUCAUACUUAGUACUCUUAACACAUUUCUCUGAGACUUAUAAAGCUUGCUACUGUUUAUAUGCUAAAGAAAAAGCUUUCCAAAAGUAAGAUUAAGAGUAUGACAUUAAAGUUUUAUUUAUAUAGCUUUGACAAUUCUAGAUAGCAUCCCAUAAAAUUCUAGCAUAAGGACCAUUUCAAAUUGCAUGAGAGUCAAAUCCCGUUAGCAGAAUCAUUAAAAAUUCACUCCCCUGUGUAAAUUGCAAAUCUCAAGAUUUAUCACUUGCUCUAAUGUAUGUAACAUAAGUUUCUGUGGCUUAAAUGAUGUUAUAACUUGGUAAAUUUUGGUGGUGUGAAUAAUUAAUGUUGUUGAUUGUUAUACCAUAUGUGCCCAUUAAAAUUCUUUUAAAUUAUAAAGUACUUCAAAUAUACAGAAUAAUAGUAAUAUAAAUAUCCUUGUACUCUUCAUAAACUAUUUUGCCAUAUUUGCUUCUGAUUUUUAAAUAAAAUGUUACUCUUUUUUACUGC